This is a messenger RNA of Nothobranchius furzeri (turquoise killifish), 11551 nucleotides long. RefSeq names its product laminin subunit alpha-3. Lineage: Eukaryota; Metazoa; Chordata; Actinopteri; Cyprinodontiformes; Nothobranchiidae. Gene Ontology annotation, molecular function: signaling receptor binding. Gene Ontology annotation, biological process: animal organ morphogenesis; regulation of cell adhesion; cell adhesion. The record is from RefSeq and is a predicted model, not a curated record.
UGGCAGACCUUUGGCCCCUCUCCCUCGGCAGCGCACUUUAGAGUCGAGCUCAGCCCAUCUCAGAGCGAGCUCGACACCUGAGAACUCACUCCACUGAAGCGCGCGGUUCAGGUCGGAACAAGGAAGACCUCGCCUCGUUCCUUUGAGGCGCACCUCCUCCAUAGCGACGGAUCAACGCAACGUUUUUGUUAGAGUUCAGACGGAGAAAGAGCCUCGCGCUUAACCGGCUUAUCGCUUUUGCGCAUUUCACGGACGUCUCCAGAUGACGCGCAGGCGGCGGGUUGCUUUCAGCAUCUACAGGGGUCUGUGACGGAGAUCACGUCGAGGUGGAUGAUGGGUGUUCAUCUCCUCGUUGUAGUUUUCUCCUCUGGGAUUUUAACAUUUUUCAGGGACGCGAAUGGACAGGAAACGUUUAAUGGUUUAACUGGGUUCAGCCUUAACCCGCCGUACUUUAACCUGGCCGAGGGCUCUAGGAUUUCUGCCUCAGCAACCUGUGGUCAGGAUGAAACCGGCUCACCGAGAGAUGAUUUAUACUGUAAGCUUGUUGGAGGACCAAAUGUUGGACUUCCUACCCAAAAUAUUCAGGGUCAGUAUUGUGACCACUGCAACUCCAUCACACCAAACAACGCCCACCCUGUGACCAAUGCAAUAGAUGGGACAGAGCGCUGGUGGCAGAGCCCUCCUCUCUCCAGAGGAACGGUCUACAAUCAGGUGAACGUAACCUUGGACCUCGGGCAGCUCUUCCAUGUUGCAUACGUCCUAAUCAAGUUUGCCAAUUCACCUCGUCCUGACCUGUGGGUGCUGGAGCGCUCUGUGGACAACGGCAGAACGUUCACCCCCUGGCAGUACUUUGCACAUUCAAAGCGUGAGUGUAUCGAGCGGUUUGGAAAGCAGCCCAACGGUCGUAUAUUGAAAGAUGACGACCGGAUCUGCACAACAGAGUACUCACGCAUCAUACCUCUGGAGAAUGGAGAGAUUGUGGUUUCGUUGAUCAACGGACGGCCAGGAUCCAAAAACUUUACAUACUCACCAAUGCUGCGAGAUUUCACGAAGGCCACCAACAUCCGGCUGCACUUUCUCCGCACCAACACCCUGCUGGGCCACCUGAUCUCCAAGGCCCAGAGAGACCCCACCGUCACACGCAGGUAUUUUUAUAGUAUCAAAGACAUCAGCAUUGGGGGACGCUGUGUUUGUCACGGACACGCCCAGGUGUGUGGUGGAGGUCGAAACCUGGACAACCCCAACAGGCUCCAGUGUGAAUGCCAACACAACACCUGUGGCGAGUCAUGUGAUCGCUGCUGCCCAGGCUUCAACCAGAUGCCGUGGCGAGCGGCGACUGUUGACAGCCCCAACGAGUGUCAGCGUUGCCAGUGCUUCUCCCAUGCCUUUGACUGUUAUUACGACCCAGAGGUGGAAAAGAGGGGAGCAAGUUUAGACACCUUUGGCAGGUACAGAGGAGGCGGAGUCUGCACCAACUGCCAGCACAACACUGCAGGAAUAAAUUGUGAGAGAUGCAUUGAAGGAUUCUACCGACCUUAUGGAGUCUCUUUUGAGUCUCCCACAGGAUGUAUACCCUGCAGCUGUGAUAGAAGGAGAUCAGCUGGUUGUGAAAUGGGAUCUGGACGAUGUAUCUGCAAGCCACAGUUUGCUGGGGAGUACUGCGACCGCUGUGCUGCUGGAUACCAUCACUACCCUCAAUGCAUCUAUUACCCUGUUUAUCUGACAACCACCAAAUCACCUGCAGGUCCAAUUGUGGGACCCACUCGAUGCCCCUCAGGCUAUUUCAACCCCCCCAGCUGUCAGCAGUGCAACUGCGACUACAGAGGGACAGUGUAUGGCUUGUGUGAUGCUUUCGGGCACUGCCUUUGCCGUCAAAAUGUGGAGGGGGAGCGGUGUGAUCGAUGCCAAGCUGGACACUUCUCCUUCCCAAACUGCCAGGCGUGCCAUUGCGAUGGAGCAGGAGUGGCUGAAAGUGUGUGCAGUCCAGACGGUGGGUGUAUCUGCCUCUCCAACUAUGUGGGACAAGAGUGUGACCAGUGUGCUGCAGGUUACUAUGGAUACCCAGACUGUGCUGCCUGCCAGUGUUCACGAGAAGGCUCGUACGGCACAACGUGUAACCCGUUAACGGGUCAGUGCCACUGCUUCUCUGGUGUGGUGGGCCAGCAGUGUGAUCGUUGUGCCUCUGGGCUCAGGUUCCCCCAGUGCUCCGAGUCCAUCGGUGUAUGCAAUACAGCGGGAACAGAAGUGUUCGAUCCUCAGACGGGUUUCUGCCGCUGCCGGAUAAACGUAGAAGGCACGCUGUGUAACAGGUGUAAACCUCUCUACUGGAACCUAGCUGCAGACAACCCUCACGGCUGCACAGAGUGUCGGUGUGAUCUGAAAGGGACGCUGAGCGGUGUUGGAGAAUGUGAACAGAGAAGCGGUCAGUGUCACUGUAAGUCGAAUGUCUGUGGGCAUGCAUGUGACUCCUGCGAGAACGGAUACUUUCUGAUGCAGAAAAAGAACUACUUUGGUUGUCAAGCCUGUCAAUGUGAUGUUGGAGGUGCGGUAAGCUCAGCGUGUGAUGGGACAUCUGGACAAUGUUGGUGUAGGAAGAACGUCACUGGCCGUAGAUGUACAGAACCCGCACCAAGCUUCUACUUCCCCACCCUGCACCAGUUGAAAAUUGAGGUGGAGGAUGGUACAACACCAAAUGCCAGACCCGUACGCUUUGGGUUUAACCCCAAUGAAUUCCCAGGGUUUAGUUGGAGAGGUUACGCCAUAAUGUCACCUGCUCAGAGUGACGUCAGAGUAACAGUGCAUGUUGAUGUGAAAGACGGGAGGCAAAACUUGUUCCGUGUGGUUCUGCGGUUCAUUAACCCCAACAGCAUCAGUGUGACUGGUAACAUCAAGGCUACCGAUAACAGGCACUCUGCAGGGGCAGAUCAGAGUAAAGAAGUGAUUUUUCCUCCAAGCUCCUCCCCGUCUUUCAUCACUGUCCCGGGAGAGGGCUUUGCUGAGCCUUUCGCACUGAAUCCUGGGAAAUGGAUCAUUCAUAUAAGGGCUGAUGGAGUUCUCUUGGACUACUUAGUGUUGCUUCCUCAGGAAUACUACAAAGCCUCUGUGCUGCAGGAAGAGAUCACACAGCCCUGCACGUACUUACACACAGCAGACAAGGACGCAAACUGUCUGCUGUAUAAGCACGUGGCCUUGGAUGGUUUCAGCUUUGCACUCGCCUCACAGGGUAAGCUCACCACUCGUAGCAGACGGAGGAGGGGUAGGAGGCAGAUACGAGUCCAACGUCCCACACCGGAUCACCCGGAGAUGGCUGCUCUCAAUGGACGACAGUCACGCCUGGAGCUCAGUCUGCGUGUGCCUCAUCCAGGCCAUUAUGCUCUUGUUCUGGAGUACGCCAGUGAGGUGGACACUGUCCAGAAUGUCAACAUACUCAUCCGCGGUCAGUCAGAUGGACAGAUCUUAGCCAGGGCCAAUAUUUACAACUGUGCAUUCAGCUUUUUGUGCCGGAGCGUGGCAGUGAACAGCAGAAAUCAAGUAGCGAUGCUGCCGCUUUCUCACAGGACGGAGAUUCUUCUGCAAACUUCCACAACAUCAUUCCUUCUGUACAAAGUGUACGGGGUGCCAGCAGAAGAGUUCUCCGUUGAGUAUGUGGAGCCAAAGGUCUUGUGUGUUUCUACUCACGGUCGCUUUACUGAGAACAGUCGAUACUGUGUUGCACGGCAGCCUGAAAAGCUGUCCUCCGCGUGGGUUCUGCAUGCAACCCGUGAUGGGCGGCUGUCAUCCACACUUGUGGCUGCUCAUCAACCAGAGGAGGAUGAAGAUCUGGCACAGAGACAACACAACAUGUUUUUGGUCCAUGAGCCUCAAAGUGAUGGGACACUCCUUAAGUUUCCUCAGACUGAGAUCAGGUUCACACCAGCCGUGCCACUCCCAGGCAGGUAUGUGAUUGUGGUUCAUUAUCAUCAGCCUGAACAUAUUUCCUUCCCGGUGGAGAUGCAAGUACAUGCAGGGCACAAGUGGAAAGGCGUAAUAAAUGCAUCCUUCUGCCCUGCAGUCUCAGGAUGCAAGGAGGUUCUCAUCGCUGAUGGUCGCAUCACCCUCGACUUUGAGGAGAAUCCUUUGCAGCUUCCCACUAUCUCAGUCGCUGUCCCAUCUGGGAAGACUCUUGUUUUGGAUUAUAUCAUGCUGGUUCCUGAUAGCAGCUACACUCCAGAGCUCCUGAGAGAAAAGCCACUGGAUAAAUCUGCAAAUUUCAUAAAACUGUGCACCGGAGAUGGAUUCUAUGUUGAACCCAGAACAUCUUCCCAGUUUUGUAGAGACUCGGCCCGUGCUCUUGUAGCAGCGUAUAAUGGCGGAGCCCUGCCCUGUGACUGUAACAUGUCCGGUUCUACUGGGACCCUCUGUGAACCGAUUGGAGGACAGUGUCCCUGCAGACAGCACAUCAUUGGGCGGAAGUGCUCAAAAUGUGCCACAGGAUUCUAUGGAUUUCCUUACUGUAGACCCUGUCAGUGUGGCCGCCGACUGUGUGACGAGGUGACAGGACGCUGCAUCUGUCCUCCUCAGACGGUGAAGCCGAUCUGUGAAGUGUGUCAGAGUGAGACUUUCAGCUACCACCCUCUGCUGGGCUGCGAGAACUGUGGCUGCACUCCAAAAGGCAUAAACCCAGAUGCAGGGCUACAGUGUGAUCCCGUUACCGGACAGUGUAGUUGUAAGCCUCUUGUUGUUGGGCGGCAGUGUGAUCAGUGCUCCCCUGGUUACUACCGUUUCCCUGACUGUGUUCCUUGUGACUGUAAUCGAGGCGGUGUAACAUCCAACGUGUGCCACCCUGACACAGGAAGGUGUCUCUGCAAGAGGAAUGUUGCCGGGGUCAGGUGUGACACGUGUCAGGAAGGCUCCUUUUUUUUUGACCCAUCCAACCAUCUUGGCUGCACAAGCUGCUUCUGCUUCGGAGCAACUGACCGGUGUCAGAGCUCUAGUAAACGGAGAGGAAAGUUCGUUGAGAUGCGAGGCUGGCAUUUGGAAACCCCCGAGGAAGAGGAGGUUCUCUCUGUCUUGAACACAGUCAGUAACACAGUGGUGGCAGAUGUCCAGGAGCUUCUCCCCGCUGUUCAAACUCUUCACUGGGUGGCACCUCAGACCUACUUGGGAAACAGGGUUUCAUCUUAUGGAGGUUUCCUCACAUACCAGUCCAAAUCCUUUGGGAUUCCCAGUGAGGGAAUGAUUCUCGUUGCCAGAGGACCUGACAUUGAGCUGACUGGUCAGGAUAUGAACCUGAUCCACGUGGCUCCACACGCUCCACUUCCAGACAGACUGUAUCAGGGUAGAGUCCAGCUUCUGGAGGGAAACUGGCGUCAUGCUGGUACCAACAGGCCUGUCUCCAGAGAGGAACUCAUGAUGGUCUUGGCAGAUCUGGUGGCCCUGAAGAUCCGAGCCUUGUACUUUACUCAGAGCCAGAGGCUCAGCUUGGGGGAGGUGGGUCUGGAGGAGGCUACCGACUCAGGGACUGGAGGUCCUGGAAACACUGUGGAGGUCUGCUCCUGUCCUCUUCAGUACACUGGAGACUCUUGUGAGAGAUGUGCUCCUGGUUUCUAUCGAGACAGGAACAGACCUUACCUGGGCAGCUGUGUGCCCUGUGAGUGCAACGGUCUGGCUUAUGAGUGUGAGGACUGGACUGGGAAGUGUCUGAACUGCCAGUACAAUACAGCCGGUGACCGAUGUGAACGCUGCAAAGAAGGUUACUAUAGCAACGCGGGGGACAGGACAUGCUCUUUGUGCCCGUGCCCGUUCAGUGUCCCCUCUAACAGUUUUGCGAUCGGCUGCAGGAACGUGUUUGGAAGCGUUGAGUGUUUCUGCAAACCGGGCUACGCUGGAGUCAGAUGUGAGAGCUGUGCUCCUGGUUACUACGGCAACCCGCUGACACCAGGAGGAAGGUGCAGACCAUGUAAUUGCAACGGCAACAGUAACGACUGUGAUCCCAGCACUGGAGUCUGCAGCAAUGCUCUGGAGCCAGGAGAUACCAGCACAGACGGCCAAUGCCGAGAAUGUGAUAAUUGUGUCCUGACUUUGCUGCAUGAUUUGGAAAACCUUGACGAUGAGCUGGCGAGGAUGAAGACUCAGCUGGGGAACAUCUCUGUCAGCGACACCUCUAAGGACAACCUGGCCAAGCUUGAGAAGGCCAUAGCAGAGGCAAAGAUCCUUGUUGAAAGAUACAGCUCUACCAUAAACACUCAGAAGUCCAAAGUGGGUCAGCUGGAACAGGACACAGAUAACCUGUCAGAUGAUAUUAGCUUGCUCAACAACAAGGUGGACGAACGGGCGGCGGAAGUUGAAAAAGAGUUGGAAAAUGUAGAAAAAACCCACAGAAGAGCAAAAGAUCUGAACACAGAGAUUCAAAACUUACUGAACAAUAUAAGAGAUUUACUCAGGCAGCUGCGGGAUCAAAGCGGUAGAGGAGAUUCUUUGCCUAACGACAGCGUGACUAAAAUGCUGGCGGAUGCUCAGCGCAUGGUGAAGGAGAUGGAGGAUAGAAACUUCUCCCCCCAGAUGACAGCUGCCAAAAAAGAAAAAGAGGAAGCUGAAAAAUUGCUGGACUUCAUCAAAACAAAUGUCAGUAAGCUGUGUGACCAAAACGAGGCGGCAGCAGAGACGAUCCGGGGCCUUCUGAAGGACUACAAUGCCAAGCUGAAGGCGUUAAAUGAGACUUUGAAGAAUGCAUCAGACUUGGUGAACAAAGCCAACACCCAGAAUGAUCUCAAUGCUAAGACACUGAAAGACUUGCAGAAACGUAUUAAGGACUUAGAAAAUGAGCGGAAAGUUGUAGAAGACCAGAUGGCCAUGGCUAAUAAUGAACUUCAGAACACAGAGGAUUUCAUGAAAAUGCUCCUGGACAGCAAAGCGGACUUUGAAAAGUUGAGCGCAGAGCUUGAUGGUGCCAAGGCUGGGCUGACUGCAAAAGUGGAUGAGAUCAUCAAGGCCGCAGCCAAGAAAGACAUUGUGGAGGCUGCAGAGGAACAUGCGAGAAACCUAACCCAGUUAGCUAAAGACCUUGUAGACGCUGUGAAAAAUGCCAGUGGACUUACCGAGGUGCGUGAUGCAAAAAACGCCAUUGAGGCCUACAAGAACAUCACAGAUGCCAUAAAUGCUGCAGAAGCAGCUGCUAAUGAGGCCAAAGUUGCUGCAGACACAGCGCUGGAUAAUGUAAUUAAUCAGAACCUCACUCAAAAAUCAAAAGAGCUGAAGGACAAGGGUGAUACUCUGCUAAAAAGUGCACAGGACUCAGAAAAAGAUCUUCAGGACACGGCUAAGGAUCUCAGUCAGCUGAAGUCUCGCCUGGAAAAAGCUGAGAACAAGAAGAAAGCUCUCGAGAAGGACCUCCUGGAUGUUCAGAGCCAAUUAAACGCCACUAAUACAGAUGAUGUUCGACGGAUGAUCGAAGAUGCAAAGACAAAAGCGGCUUCUGCCAAUAACUCAGCCACUAACACAAUGAACAGACUCAACGACAUCAAACAGCAGAUCGAUAAGAUCCAAAUCACCCCCACAAAUGCCAACCUAAGCAACGCACUCAAUGAUGUGGACCAGUCUGUGAAGAAUCUGCUGAACACGAUCCCAUCUCUGACUCAAAAGAUCUCAGAGGUGGAAAACCUGACCUCGCAGUUCCCACAAGUUAACAACAUCACAGAGAGCAUAAAGAACAUCAAGGAGCUGAUAGAACAAGCUAGAGAUGCAGCCAACCGGGUUGCAGUCCCUAUGAUGUUUACUGGGGACUCUCAUGCAGAGCUGCGUCCACCACAGAACCUGGACGAUCUGAGAGCGUUCACAGCUCUGUCACUGUCACUGCAGAGGCCCACAAGCAGGGGAGACGGAGCUCGCAGACGCAGGCAGACACCAGGAGGCCUGUUUGUGUUGUACCUUGGCAACAGAGAUUCCUCUAAGAAUUACAUCGGCCUGGUUUUGAGGAGCAACAUUCUGUACGGCUUGUACAAACUCAACGGCGUCGAAUAUGAGAUACAGUCACAUUCCAUUACGACGUCUGACUCGGAGCAGUCCCUGUUCGACCAAGUGGACUUUCGCAGAAUUUACCAAGAUGCACAGGUCAUCUUGACCAAAAAAAUAUCCUCCAAAAAACCAGAUGAUCCAUUUUUUAACAGCAAGCAAGGACAGGAGUCCAAAGACCUCAUGGAUCUCAGUCCUAGUGACGUAGUUUUCUACGUCGGAGGCUACCCUGCUAACUUUAAUCCGCCAGCCUCCAUGAGGUACCCAAAUUAUACAGGCUGCAUUGAAUUCUUCUCUUUCAACGACAAAAUUCUGGGUCUCUACAAUUUCCAAAGUGUAGAGAAUGUGAACAAGGUGUCUCCUUGCAAAAGAUACUUACUUCCAGUUGAUUCGGACUUUUAUGAAGGCACCGGGUAUGGAACAGUGCCAAUAGAUCAAGGAGUCUCUUCACUGUUCAGGGGUGGGAUGAGUGUCCUUACUUACUCCAAAAACGGGCUGCUCUUUUUUAUAGAAGGCCAGGAUGAAUAUUUGUUUUUGACCAUAGAAAACGGAGCCAUAUUUUUGUACGGUUCUCAACUUAAACAGUCUCCUGUCGGCUUGCCAGAUAACAAGAAAAUAUUCCCAGCAACACAAGGGAUUGACAUUAACCUAAUUAUGACCACCAGUGGAGUACUUCGACUAAGCGUGGGCGAUGAACAAAUUCAGCUCAGUGGCAUUCCAUACAGUCUCAAAGACUUCAAAGCAUUCUAUCUCGGUGGUUUAACACAAGAUCUGAGGGACAAAUUUAACAUCACUACACGACCAUUAAAGGGAUGCGUGAAAAAUUUCAAGCUGAACACAGUCUUCCAGAGUCUGACGGAGUCGGUGGGCAUAAGUAAAGGCUGCCCUACAGCUUCACUUAUUUCACGCAAAGCACAGUUCAGUUUGGGGAGCUCCCUUUCAACCAGCAUCACAGGCAUCACUUUGGGCGAUGACAUCACGAUUUCUCUUGGAUUCAAGAGCACAGAGAGUCAGGGCCUUAUUCUGCAGGACAAACAACUGGCCAAUGAGGUUGGCCUUACGUUGGAAAAUGGCAAUGUGAUUUUGAGUUUGGACGGCAAGAUGUGGAAAUCUAACAAACAGUACCAUGAUGGGCUUUGGCAUUACUUGACUGUCACCAGAAGAGGAGGAAGCACUAUGUUGCGUGUGGACGAUGACGAUAUUGGUCAAGUACAGCCUGGUACCACAUCCAUUCCUGAGACAGGUGGUGAAGUGGUUCUGGGAAAUGGGAAAUUUAGCGGCUGCAUUUCCAACUUCUACACUAGGAGGCCUGGCAACCUGUACAAAGCUGAGGACCUGAGCAGCUUUCAGGAUUCUGGAGAGGUCAAGCUGGAUGUGUGUACGGCCAUCAGUCCAGUUCAACUGAUGCUCGACCGCAACGCAAAAAAGGACAGCGUGCUGCAAGUAAUAAAUGAAAGUGUAGCUCAGUGUGAGCUUCCUGCUCAAGUACAUCAUGCUUACCGAAUGAGUGGACCAGCUAGCAGCCUGACCUAUAGCCUUCCACUACAGGUUUUGCAGCCCAGGCCUCAUUUCUCUCUUGAUGUGAGGACUCGGUCUCCUGAAGGUCUGCUGUUCUUUGCUGCAACCAGAGGAGGGCAAUCUCACCUGGCCUUGUACAUGUCCAAAGGCAGGAUCAGGCUGUCAGUGGCCAAACAGAAAGAGAUCUUCAAUCGAGAGAAAUACAACGAUGGAAAGUGGCACUCGGUUGUAUUCAGUCUGGAAAAGAAGAAGUUCAGAUUGGUCGUGGAUGGGAUUAGAGCUCAGGAUGGUCAGCUGACAAGUGCUGAGCUGAAAUCCAUGCAGCAGUUCAUGCCGCCUGUUUACCUGGGCACUGCCCCAGAGAUCUUUCACAAAGAGCUAAAGUCAAAGGCCCUUCCGAAACAGAGUGUGUCUGGUUGCUUGCGUAACUUUAAAAUGAAUGGAGCCCAAAUGUCCAACCCAACUGCCAACCACGGUGCAGGACCCUGCUUUGAGGGGCAGACGCAACGAGGGGUGUAUUUCUCAGGAAAUGGAGCGCAUAUUGUUAUUAAUGAUUCUUUUGUCGUGGGUUCCACCUUGGAGCUGCUGUUUAACGUACGUCCUCGCACUCAGUCAGCCCUCCUGCUCCAUGUUGGGGAUUCCAGUAGGAAUCCAGAUGUGAUGGGCCACUUUCUCACUGUCUACAUGUUCCGAGGAGAGGUGGUGGUGAGGGUGAACCAAGGAAAAGGAGAGUUUGUGGUGUCGGUGAAGCCAAAAACGUCUUUAUGUGAUGGAAACUUUCAUAAAAUUUCAGUGAUAAAGAUGAAAAAUGUAAUACAGCUAUCUGUGGACACAACAGACAACUACAAGAUUGGACCACCUUCUUCCACUUUCACUUUGACCAGAGACCCUCUGUUUGUGGGUGGCGUUCCUGGAACGUUGCAUCAAAUGUUGCCGGUAAAAUCGCCCUUCGUGGGAUGCAUCCAGGAAAUGAGGAUCAAUGACGUACCAGUCUCCUUUGACAGGUCGUCAGGCGUGUUUGGCUCUUUGAACCUCAAAGAAUGCCCAGGCUGAGCAGAAACAUCUCACCGCAUCAUGAAUCAAGAAACCUUUGGGACCAUGUCCACCACCAGCUAUGUGCAAUCUGUCAAAAGACCGAGAAUGUGUUUGUGUGUCAGAAUGUGUGAAUUGAGGAGUGUUUUAUGUGUGUGAGUGUGAGCAGCAGCCAACAGGUAAAUCAUUUUUGCUGCUUUGUUAUAAAUGUAUAUUUAUUUUGUAAAAAUAAUCAAAUAUGUCAUUUCUGAAUGCAUUUUGAAACAGCUGCAACAUAGUCAGGUGUGUCGGUCCAGUGCUUUGUCAACAUCAACCAAAUGCUACUGAACAGGUGUGUGAUUGGUCAGGACUUUGUUAUGGUCAUCCUGCACUUUAAGAAAACAAACAAUGCAUUCUUUAUGGUGCUGUAAUUGUGAUGAAGAAAACUAACUGAUGUCAUUUGUUUGUAGGUUUUUCUUUAGCUGAACUCCAAAGUUUAUACAAGAAUAAUUACGUUUACACCUUCUGUGCUUAUUUGAACUACAUUUUUGAGGUUUCCAAGCUAUUAUGUACUCAUAUUCACAAGCCAGCAUGUAGACUUCUGUGCUUUAAUGAGUUGAACACACACCGUGGUUUUUGCACCAUUUUUCCUUCUCAUUUGUUUUGAGAUGUCCUCCCAUUUUGCAUUCCUUCUGCAUGGAAUUUUUUUCAAUAAUUUUAUUUACUCCAUGAAUUUAGCAUUUUUCUGUUAAAAAACUGGUCGGAGGCUAAUUGCUGUUUUAUUUUUAUUCUGAACAGUUAUGUUUGGGACCAUUUAAUGAAGUUACCACAUAUUUUGAACAAAUUGAAUCUUAUCCACAUGCAAGUGUUUACCUUUUUCUUUUGUACAUUUAUAUACGAUUGAAUCAGAAAACAUGUGUAAAUUAAAAAAGACAGUUUAUUUGGAUACAUUUGGACAUGCAUUCCUACCUUAUGACUCAUUUCCAUCAGUGUUGUUAUAGUUUUCUUGUCAUAAAAAUAUAAUUCGAAUGAA